Messenger RNA from Capronia coronata CBS 617.96, 1041 nucleotides. RefSeq lists its product as uncharacterized. The transcript has a single exon. Bases 1 to 1041 code for a protein of 346 amino acids. Gene Ontology annotation, molecular function: oxidoreductase activity. NCBI's taxonomy places the organism in Eukaryota, Fungi, Ascomycota, Eurotiomycetes, Chaetothyriales, Herpotrichiellaceae. The record is from RefSeq and is a predicted model, not a curated record.
AUGGGGGCUCCAAUCAUUCCAGAUACGAUGAGGGCUGUUGUGAUCAAGGAUCCUGGUGGUGAGGAUAUCUUGAAAGUGUCGACAGUCGCGGUGCCACAGCCUCGUCCUGGCCAGGUACUAGUCAAAGUGCAUGCCACGACAGUUAUAACGUCUGAACUUGCAAGCCGUGAAGGUGUAUCAACGGCAAAACUCCCCCUUGUCCUAGGGAACGACUUUAUUGGAACCGUUGUGGCGGCCCCUGGUGCCGAAGAACGGAUCGGUUCAAGAAUAUUAGGAGCAUACGGUGGCUAUGGAUACACCAGAGAUGGAGCUUGGGCAGACUACAUUAUUGUCGACAGUGCCGAUGCCUUCCCAAUUGAUUCUACGCUACCCUCUACGGCGCUGGUAGCCAUCGCAGGAUCAUUCACGACAGCUUCUGGAACCAUUCAUGCCCUUGGUGAGAUGAAUGGCAAGACGUUAUUGAUUCGCGGAGGCACCAGUGGAGUCGGCCUUGCGAUCGCAACGUUGGCUAUAGCGCAAGGGGCGACGGUGAUUUCAACGACACGGAACCCGGACAAAAUCAAAGGACUGCAGGACCAUGGAGUUCACCAUGUCGUCCUGGACGAUGGCAAUCUGGAAAAUGCAGUCCGCAGCUACGCCCACGAGGGUGUCGACUUAGCAGUGGAGAUGCUGGGCGUCGGUGGCCUAAGCGAAUCGAUCAAAUGUGUCCGCCCCUUUGGCAUUGCCUGUCUGACCGGCUUACUGAACGACCAAGCGACCUCGAUCAAAGAGAAAUUACGUGAGGACCGUUCUGUUCCCGGCUACCCUCACCCGAUGGAAUUGAUUCCACCCACUGUCCGCCUCACCAUCGGUGGAGUGGUAGCUACGCCGCGAACGACAGCAAUGGUGCAGGACUGGGUUACAGGUUUUGAACAAGGCAAAUAUAAGAUGCCCAUUGACUCGACGUACACGCUUGAGGAUAUUGCUAGCGCGCAUCGAAGGAGAGCUGAUCCUUCGAGCUUUGGAAAGAUUGUGAUCAGAGUCUCAGACCCUAUUGAUUGA